Molecule: messenger RNA, 2925 nt
Organism: Haplochromis burtoni (Burton's mouthbrooder)
Lineage: Eukaryota; Metazoa; Chordata; Actinopteri; Cichliformes; Cichlidae
Product: olfactory receptor class A-like protein 4
Exons: 4
Coding region: 1903-2880 (325 amino acids)
Biological process (GO): G protein-coupled receptor signaling pathway
Cellular component (GO): membrane
Molecular function (GO): G protein-coupled receptor activity
Source: RefSeq, a predicted model, not a curated record
ACACACACACACACACACACACACACACACACACACACACACACACUCUAGGAGAUGUGUCAGAGCAUUUUUCAUCAUCUUUCUUUAGUUACAUGGUUUAUUAUAUCAAACCAGUUCAACAUGUUCUGAUCAUGAAUGAGUCAGAAAGUGUUACCUGCCCGCACAGAUGAUAUACAGUCAAUAUUUUAUAUUUUCCUUUCUCUGAUGGACACGCUCAUCUCACAGUUGAAUGUGUCUCCACGUUAUCAUAAGUGAUGUGUAUAUAAAAAUGUUUUUAAAGCUGAUGGGAUUAAAUUUGAUACUUGUAAAUUAUGAAGAUGAUAGUUGUAUUUUUAGCCUGCUGAUCAGACAUAUGUAGGCUACUGUGAAUAUUUUUUUUUUGAAUGUGCUGACAUUGUAUGUAACGCUACUAAAUUUACUUACAGUUUUGUCUACUAACGAAUGCUGUACCGAGUAAAUAAACAUUUGUAUAAAAAAUGAAUUAAAUAAAUAGAAACUAUGCUGUUUUGUCUUGUGUGUUGUAUUUGGUUUGUUUAAGGCGCCAUCUAGUGGUCAUUAGCUGUAAUCAAGAGGCUACUUUCACCCGCUCAGUCUUUAUGCCAGAUGACCUUCCUGACGCAGCCCUACAGAUACUGAGAUACUGAAAACUAAGUAAAUGGGGAAACUUCUUGUUCUCUUGUCAUAAUGCACUCAUUUAGGAUGAGUAGAAGUGAUGUUCUGCUUCAUAAAUAAGUAACUCAUGCGUUCACAAAGGGGAUAAAGAUGUUAACAUGAUUUGAUCCCUCGAUGCAAUGCAGAAUGCAUUUUGUCGUUGCACAUCUCACAUUUCAGAAACUUUUUCUUUUUUCUUGUCUUGCAGUUACGCUAACUCAGUGCAACCUGUCAUCUAAUUUAAAAAGAUGAGUAUACCCCCUGCCGGGUGCUGCUAGCAUUAAUGACACAAAUAAGAAGGAAGCCUCGCUCAGUUGGUGAUAAAAAUACUCCAUCUAUCUUUCCUUAAUUGCUAAUCCAAUUCAGUGAUAUGGGGCUGGAGUCUAUCUCAGCUGUCACAGGGUGAGAGGCGGGGUACAUCCUUGACAGGUCGCCAAUUCAUUACAUGAUUAACACAGAGGCCGACUCAUAUUCACAAGUAGGCCCAAUUUAGAACCACCAAUUAACCUAAUAUGUCUGCCUUGUCUUGGACCUUAACAGAAAGCUGGUGCGUGCGGAGAGAGACCAUGCAGAAAGUCUUUGGCCUGGAUUUGAAUCAAAUACAUUAUAACGUAACCUUAUAACAUAAAUGGAGAAACCCUCUGUGCAUUUUUGCCUAGAGCGCCAAGAAACUGUAAAAUUUCUACUGGUGAACACUGCAACGUGUCCUGAAUAAGGAGAGAAGAAUUCCCACUAAUUUACUUAUUCUAACAAAGGUGCAAAGUAUUGAUUUUCUUUAGGAAUAUCUGUUAGUAGGUUUCAUGACCACACGCUAAACAGCCUUCACUUCCCUUAGGAUGAUGGUAGCAAACUUGCAAGGGAAGCACGUUUAUGCAAGGAAGUAGAUUAAUCUCCUGUGCUUCAUUAAUAUACACCUCAUGCUCUCCGAGGACUCGAGUAUCGUGGAUGCUUUGUAAUGUUCUGUGGCCUGAACAGUGGUUGUGUUACAAGAGCACAGCUCCAAUGAUACAGGCAAGAUCAGUUUAUUCCAGUAAGUCCAUGGAGGAGUAACGCAGGUGAUUCCAUCUUCAAACUGAAAAAAUCAACCAAAAGGCCAGUUAACUACAGUACAGCGUCUUACUAGCUUGUUCAAGGAUAAUAACUAAUAUAUCUUCACUUGAUAUUCAUUCAAAUCAACGAUGAAAAUUUCUUCAGAACUUUUCGUGAGCUGUUAAAACUCCUUUACAGCUUGGUCUAUUUAUUUGUGGAACAAUGAGCAGCCUCUCGGACCAAAGAAAAGAUCUUGCAGGGAUGAGAAUGCAUAUCUUUGUUUCCCCUGCACAAACUGCCUUUUACAUUAUCCUGGUGAUAAUGGGAAUUCUGGGCAAUACCACUGUGAUUCUGGUCAUUGGUAAGAGCAUAAUCUUGGAGCAUAACUGGGGACGUAACUCGGACAUCAUCAUCGUUAACAUGGCAAUGUCUAACUUGCUGGUAUCACUACUGAGGAACACACUCCUUAUCAUCUCAGAGUUUGGACUGCAGAUAUAUACAGCCAAAGGGUUUUGUCAGUUGCUAAUGGGAAUGUCGGUGUGGCUGCGGUCAGUCAAUGCGUGGUCAACACUUUUCCUCAGUGCGUUCCACCUCCAGACGUUGAAGCGUGUGGCUCCUGGUGCUACAAAUGGGCCCCGGGGUGCUCCUAAGACCCUCCUGAUGUGCCUGGGCCUCAUCUGGAUUGGUAACCUUAUUUACUCGAUUCCAGCUCAUAUAUUUUCCUCUAAUGGGAACAAGAACACUACAGAGACAUUGAUGCUGGUGAGCAGCACAACACGCCCUCUGCUGGGCUGUGUGUGGAACUUUCCCUCCACCAUUGGCCUGGCCUACGCCACCACAUCUUUGGUGAUACAUGAAAUGAUUCCUAUAAUCUUGAUGGCCAUUACAAACCUAACCUCGCUUUACACCCUCUACACCCAUGGUCGGAAUCCACAGAAAGACGCACCGGUAUUAAAGCGGGUGCCAGCCGAGAAACGAGCAGCCAAGGUGAUUCUCACCCUCAUACUACUCUUCAUCCUCUCAUGGGGGACCAGUGUUAUCUCUGUCAACUACUUCAACUACAACCGUGGCUCCUCAGCCGAUUAUCUGAUGGUCAUUGCUCGUUUUGCCAACAUCAUCUUCAUUGCCUUGUCACCUGUCAUUCUGGCGGUCGGCCACCGGCAGCUUCGUUCUUGUAUCAAGUCCACACUCGUGCACUGAUGGUACUCUGCAAAAGCUUUGGAGAUGCACCUAAUAUGCCAUCAC